Molecule: messenger RNA, 1486 nt
Organism: Aethina tumida (small hive beetle)
Lineage: Eukaryota; Metazoa; Arthropoda; Insecta; Coleoptera; Nitidulidae
Product: CAAX prenyl protease 1 homolog
Exons: 2
Coding region: 65-1372 (435 amino acids)
Biological process (GO): CAAX-box protein processing
Cellular component (GO): endoplasmic reticulum membrane
Molecular function (GO): metalloendopeptidase activity
Source: RefSeq, a predicted model, not a curated record
AUAGCAGAAUUGGUUAUGUUUAAAUAUUUUCCUUUCUAGUUUUUCCAAUUUCCAUUAGUAUACAAUGGUUUCAAUAGAAUCAAUAAUUAACAACGAGUCCGUUGUAAAGUCUGCAAUUUUAACUUUUCUAUGGGCAGAAUUUUUGUGGGAAUUCUACUUAUCAAUAAGACAGUACAGGAAAGAAUUAACAGUGGAAAAUGUGCCCAAGGAGUUAAAAUCGACACUUACACAAGAAACCUUUCAGAAAUCUAAGGAUUACUCUCUUGCCAAGCUGAGAUUUGGAUUUGUAAAAGAUACUUUUGGAGUCAUUUUCAGCACAAUUGUACUGUAUGAAAACAUUUUAUCCACAGUGUGGAAUUAUGCAGUAUACCUCAAUAAUAGUGAAGCUGAAGUAUCAACCAGUUGCAUAUGGUUGGUAAUUUUGUCACUAAUCACUACCCUCUUUGAUCUCCCUUUCACAAUCUACUACACAUUUGUGCUUGAAGAAAAGUUCGGCUUUAACAAACAAACUGCAGGUUUCUUUAUCUGGGAUAAAAUCAAGACCUUUAUUGUAAGCCAAGCGAUUACUUUGAUGGUCUCAUCAAUUGUUAUAGUAAUUAUCAAAAAUGGUGGUGAUUAUUUCUUCAUCUGGCUUUGGGCUGCUGUUUGCAUCAUCACAUUGGUUUUGAUGAUUCUUUAUCCAUCAGUAAUUGCUCCAAUUUUUGAUAAAUAUACUCCACUCCCUGAAGGUGAGCUCAGAACUCAAAUUGAGGCUUUGGCUUCUCAAUUGAAAUUCCCCUUAUCUGAACUGUAUGUAGUGGAAGGCUCAAAACGUUCUGCUCACAGUAACGCUUACUUUUAUGGCUUGUUCAAGUCCAAGAGGAUUGUUCUCUAUGACACGCUGCUGGAGAAGGACGACGGAACGGGAUGUAAGAACGAUGAAAUUUUGGCCAUUUUAUCUCACGAGUUGGGUCAUUGGAGUCACAAUCAUGUCUUGAAAAAUUUAAUCAUUAUCCAAGUCAACAUGUUCAUGUUGUUCACGCUCUUUUCGUUUAUGUUCAAGGCUCCAAUUAUUUAUAAAGUUGUAGGCUUCUACAAAUAUCAGCCAGUUCUUAUUGGAUUGUAUGUAGUUCUUAUGUACAUUAUGUCCCCAUAUAAUGCUCUGUUGUCGUUCUUUACAACUUGGCUCUCAAGAAGGUUUGAAUUCCAAGCGGAUAGAUUUGCAGUUGAACUGGACAGGGGCGAGCCACUGGCUAGAGCUUUAAUACAAUUAAAUAAAGACAACUUAGCAUUCCCUGUUUAUGAUGAAUUGUAUUCUGCUUAUAAUCAUUCCCAUCCACCUAUUCUCGAAAGACUGGCAGCUCUUGAAGAUGGACGUAAGAAGAAGAAAUAAACUAAAGACUAGCUUAAUAUUUUUCAAUUCAUUUGUUUUCAUUUAUAUUUCUGAAUACAUAUGAAAUAUAAUUUUUUUAUUGUAUUUUGUUGCAAAUAAAUGAAUGUCUAUACA